This is a messenger RNA of Aptenodytes forsteri (emperor penguin), 3346 nucleotides long. It is a transcript of the gene PPME1, whose product is annotated as protein phosphatase methylesterase 1. Gene Ontology annotation, biological process: protein demethylation. The record is from RefSeq and is a predicted model, not a curated record. The annotation marks the transcript as partial. NCBI's taxonomy places the organism in Eukaryota, Metazoa, Chordata, Aves, Sphenisciformes, Spheniscidae. The transcript has 13 exons. Gene Ontology annotation, molecular function: protein methylesterase activity.
UGCAGCCCUGGAAGAAAGCGUGAUUUUUCGCCAGUGCUUUGGAGCCAGUACUUUGAAUCCAUGGAGGACGUUGUGGUAGAAAAUGAAACUGGCAAGGAUACUUUUCGAAUUUACAAAAGCGGAUUGGAGGGGCCUGUCUUACUGCUGCUACACGGUGGAGGCCAUUCUGCUCUUUCCUGGGCUGUAUUUACUUCUGCAAUCAUCAACAGGAUUCAGUGUAGGAUUGUGGCUUUAGAUCUCCGAGGCCAUGGGGAAACAAAAGUUAGGAAUCCUGAAGAUCUGUCUGCAGAGACUAUGUCAAAAGACGUUGGAAACGUGGUUGAAGCUCUGUAUGGGGACCUUCCUCCCCCUAUCAUGCUGAUUGGGCACAGCAUGGGGGGUGCCAUCGCAGUGCACACGGCGGUCGCAAAUUUGGUGCCAAGUUUACUGGGUCUGUGCAUGAUCGAUGUUGUGGAAGGUACAGCCAUGGAUGCGUUGAACAGCAUGCAGAACUUCUUAAGGAGUCGUCCCAAAACAUUCAAGUCACUUGAGAAUGCCAUUGAGUGGAGUGUAAAAAGUGGACAAAUAAGAAAUCUUGAAUCUGCCAGAGUUUCUAUGGUUGGUCAAGUCAAACAGUGCGAAGGGGCUGCCAGUCCUGAAUGUCCUAAAGCCAUAGUGGAGGGUAUUAUUGAAGAAGAGGAGGAGGAGGAAGAGGAUGAGGAAGGGGGAGGCUCUGUCAACAAAAGAAAGAAAGAAGAUGACACAGAGACAAAGAAGGAGCACUUAUACACGUGGCGAAUUGAACUGGCGAAAACAGAAAAGUACUGGGAUGGCUGGUUCAGGGGUUUGUCUAACCUCUUCCUAAGCUGUCCAACUCCAAAGCUUUUGCUUUUAGCUGGUGUUGACAGGCUGGAUAAAGAUCUAACAAUUGGACAGAUGCAAGGGAAGUUUCAGAUGCAGGUCCUCCCACAGUGUGGCCAUGCAGUCCAUGAAGAUGCUCCAGACAAGGUUGCUGAAGCUGUUGCGACGUUCCUGAUCCGUCACAGGUUUACAGAGCCCAUCGGUGGAUUCCAGUGUGUGUUUCCUGCUUGUUAAUACCCUGGUGUUCUCCAGCACUGAGUCCUGUUGUAAAUAAACUGCACCAGAGGCCACUGUGAUGUAUCCAUAUCCUUUCAUCCCUCCAGUUCAGCAGCAGUGAGAAGUUGGUGUGAGAUUCAUCCCCUAGAACUAGUUCUCCAGAAUGUGUAAAUGCUUUAGGGACUUCCUUGCUGGGAAGCAGCUUGUACUGAAGACCAUGAAAAGCUCUUCAGGCCCUUGGAAGCGGGCUCCUCUCUGCUGCCACAAGGAAAGACCUCCUGAAAUCCCAAGUAGUCGAUCAUACCGAUCUCCAUCGAUUCUCAGGCUUUCUUGGACCCAACGGCAAAGGGGCCGUUGGCAGUCCAGAUCCACCGAGGGCAUUGCAGCAUAGCCAAAGGCUUCGGGAUUUCUCCAUGGAAUCGUCUAAUCGUCUUUGAAGUGCCCCUUAGGUUUGUUUUUUAUAUACACGUUUCUUUCGCCUAAAGCAGAUGAGGAAUCGGCUUCGUUGGGAGCUCAGGUUUCGUCUCACCGAUGCCAGCCUUAUGAGUUAAGCUGCGGGAACAGCCUAGAUGCUACUUCCCUGUGCAAAGUUGGACAGGACUGUAAAACAAAAAGGCGAGGGGGGACCGUGAGCUCCAUUUGAGUCUUGCAGCUUUCUUAAUACUUGUUUCAAGUUCUCACUGAGAAAAAUAGCCUGGAUAACUCCGUCUACUGCAGACACAUAACAGGCAGAGGACUCUGGGCCUGCGUUUAUGGGGAAGACCCAAGAGCAGCAGUAACAACGUGGUCUGCAGGCAGUUUGCCUGCUUGGCCCUUCUCUGUGCCUGGAAUGUGUUUAUGCUUCCCUUCUUGUAGCUGCUACACACAACUGAGCAGAGAUCAGCGCCUUUUGGAUGAAAAAAAUGCAAAAAGUGCAGUAGAUAAAACCCUGGAAGAGCUUGGAGUCAGUCCUGCUGAUGUUGAUGCAGAGGUGUAGGCAGCUGCUGCUGCUGCGUUAUGCUCCCCCCAGUAUUGGAGGAAAGACCUUGUUUUCACCGUCGCUUCCUAGAUCGUUUCGCUGCCUGCCUUCCGUAUUUCCAUGUAAAUGCAGUAGUUACACGGAGAGCUUUUCUUCAGGGUUAUAUUAUCCACAGACAGUUCGUCAGAUUGCUUUCACCUAAGAAUCACUCUUGAGCGUAAGAGCAGACACGUUUUGGAGCAGUUUUCCUCAAUAUUUUGCUUGCGGAUGUCUGAAAUAUCUUUCUUUUUUUUUUUUUUUUUUUUUUGCCUUGUGUCCAUAACCCCUUGAUGCUGUAUGAUGAAAGCAGUAUUUUAACGCUGUUUUGCUGAGGCAGGGUUCUGUUGUUGGCCUGAUUUGGGAGCUGCGAUGUGCAUCUAUGCGUACGUCCUGCGACAAGAGCCGUCGUGAAUUCUUGGCAUUCGAGAGGUGCGGGUGGGGCAAAGGGAGACGGUGCGAAGAGCUGGCAAAGCCCGGUUUAACUUUGGCGUUUACCCUGGUGGAGAGCCACUCGCCUCCUCUGAUUCAUUCGCAUGUGAGCCCUGGACACAGCAGUCACGGCCUUGCUCUGUGUCCUUUCCCCGACACAUCAGGGUGGGAAAUGCCCGAAUUAGAGAUGAGAAAACCUCAUUCCAGAGAGCUCUCCUCUCUCCUGGCGCUUUGGCCAUCGGCACUCAGGUGUUCAAAGAGCAAUUGCUGGCUCCUGGCACUUCCCUCCGUAAGUCACCGUGUUAAUUAUCGCAUUAGUUCACUGUGACCUAGACGUAGCGUCCACCCCUGGUUUAGUUGCUGAUGGAUUAAAUGGGUCUUCAGUAGUUGAGAUACAAAAUAGCACUUUCCCCAGCUGUAUCCUGAAGAUUGGCAAAAUUCUCAGUCCUUUUCCAGAUGACUCCUGUCUUCAAAUUGUUAAGAGACUAAAAUAAUAGCGGGUGUCCAGAGUCUCACUUCACGGGAUAGUUAAGCAUGUGCCUGUUGUCAUACUCAUGAAUGAUCUCGGUAAAGUCACAUUCCUCUGUGCUGAAGUAACUUGGAGGAUCUGGCUUCGAGUGAUUCGUUGCGGUAACUCCUUGCGUUUGCCUCUCAUGUUAUCCCUUUCAUUUGCUUUUACAGUUUGGGAGAUAUUAAAAAAAAAAAAAAAAAGCCUCCAUGGAAGGCAAAAGAAAAUCAGUUUUGUAUUCUGUAGAAACACCGUUGGAAAAUGAAUGACUGUUUCUGAAUCCUGUGGGCUCCCCAGAAUUAUAUUUUGUUGUUAACGUUUGAGAAGUGAGUGACAAAAUAAAUAUUUCAACAGCC